GUAAACAACUCCUAACGUAAUAGGUGAAUCAAGCACCCAGUCAAACACGGGUACCUAGUACAUAGUAAGUAAUUGUUCAAUAUUGAAUGUUUACUAGGUAUCUGUGUAACCAUUAGAUACUCCUGCUAGGGUAGGCCCCUAAGCUUGUCUCAGCCUUCAAGGCAGCGACUUCUUCACCCAUUUCAUGCAAAUAAACGAUAAAGAUAAAGAUUGAAGGGACAAAAGAAAGACAGACAUUUUGACUGAUAUUUUAUCUUUUCUAACUCUAAUGUUUUCUAAUUUCCAUCAACUCUUUGAUCCAAAUGGACCUUUUUUCACUGUUAUUAAACACCUGUGGUGGCCUUCUAUUGGUUGCCAUACUAAUACCAUCUCUCACUUUUUUGUCCAAGUUAUGGCGUAUUAGAUGUCGGAUGCAACAUUUGCAAAAGAUAGGAAAACCUAUGCCCGCGCAUAACAUCGUACUGGGCCAUCUUCUUGCAGCCAAAGCUACCAGCGAUGAACUUCCCCCUGGCGCUCAUGGCUGUUAUGUCCUUGAUGGGAAAAGAGAUCUACCGGCCUACUAUUUUGACAUAUACCCCGUGACUGAUCCUUUGCUUGUGAUAAGGGACCCUUAUAUGGCCAACCAAGCUAUCAACCAUCCCUGGGUAUCUAGUCAGAAACCUGAUGGUCUUACGGAAUGGUUCCACCCGAUAUCAGGAAAUAAUGGCAUCAACCUUUUCACUCAAAAUGGCCAGGAGUGGAAACUAGAUCACAACCUAUUCCUUCCCUUCUUCAAUAACAGUAACCUUGAUGCCAAAUUGCCUACAGUUCUAAAUGAGAUGCUCAUUUUUCGUAACAUACUUCGACAAAAAGCAAAGGCCGGGAAUCUCUUCCGCUUAGAGCCCCUGACACUGUCACUCAUGAACGAUGUCACUGGGCACAUCGUGUUUAACGCCGAGCUUGCUAAUCAGACGUCCAGCUCCCAUCAUCCCCUUUCAGAUACUAUGCUUCGCCAACUUGCACUGAAAUUCGCCGCGAACAAUGUGAUGGCUAGUUUUGGUCAGCUCAAUCCAGUUCGCGCUUUCAAGACGUGGAAUAACAGUCGUAUCUUAAACCAACAUCUUCGCCUACAAAUCCUUAAGCGCACAGAUACAUUCCGCCAUGCAAAAUCUCGAGACGAACAGUCGGGGUCCAGUUCGUUGCUUGACCAGGCCCUUGAGAGCUACUACUCUGAGCCUGGCCGAAAUCAUUCUGAUCCGCUAGAUCCAGAUUUCAUGACGAUGCUAUGUGCUCAGCUUCGCAUGUUCUUCUUCGCCGGCUACGACUCCACUUCAAGCACAAUGAUCUCCUGCUGCUACAUGAUCUGGAAACACCCUGAAGUGCUAGCUAAGCUGCGUGCCGAGCACGAUGCCGUUUUUGGCAGAAAUAUUGCUGCAUGUCCGGGCAUGAUUGCCGCGAAACCGUCUAUCCUCAAUUCUCUUCCCUACACUCUUGCAGUAAUCAAAGAAGCAUUGCGACUCUUCCCUCCGGCAAAUGGCAUUCGAAAGAGCCACAAGGAUCUCGUGCUAAAGGACCGCGAUGGCAACGAGUAUGCCACCGAGGGAUGUCUUGUGCAGAUGAACCACUAUAGCAUUCAUCGGAAUCCCAAAUACUGGCCGCGCCCGACCGAAUUCCUUCCCGAGCGGUUCCUCGUAGGUCCAGACGACGAGCUCUACCCCGCAAAGGGGGCAUGGCGAACCUUUGAAUUUGGUACUCGUAACUGUAUCGGCCAAGCAUUCGUUUUCAAGGAGCUGAAGGCUUUCCUGGCUAUUAUAUGCAGAGAGUUCGACAUUCAGGAGUGCUACGAUGAAGUAUACGCCGGGGAGAAGAUAGAUUUAACGAACGUCGCCCAUGAGAAAGCCUACAUGGUCGAACGUGGUUCUGCACAUCUACGCGGCGACUUUCCGUGUAAGGUGUCGCUUAGCAACUACGUCCCUAGCGAGGCACAAUGACAAUGGAGUAUUUAGAAGGUUAUCUUCAUAUAUACUUAGGUGGGUGUGAAUAACUCAUUAACAGCAUUUUAUUAGUCUUCAUUAUGACCAGCUCAGUGAAUUUCAACAUUGAUUG
This is a messenger RNA of Hypoxylon fragiforme, 2085 nucleotides long. RefSeq names its product cytochrome P450. The transcript is spliced from 2 exons. The record is from RefSeq and is a predicted model, not a curated record. Lineage: Eukaryota; Fungi; Ascomycota; Sordariomycetes; Xylariales; Hypoxylaceae. Gene Ontology annotation, molecular function: iron ion binding; oxidoreductase activity, acting on paired donors, with incorporation or reduction of molecular oxygen; heme binding. Bases 303 to 1970 code for a protein of 555 amino acids.